Dothidotthia symphoricarpi CBS 119687 is the source of this 1557-nucleotide messenger RNA. RefSeq names its product carboxylic acid transport protein. The transcript has 4 exons. NCBI's taxonomy places the organism in Eukaryota, Fungi, Ascomycota, Dothideomycetes, Pleosporales, Dothidotthiaceae. Gene Ontology annotation, molecular function: carboxylic acid transmembrane transporter activity. Gene Ontology annotation, biological process: transmembrane transport; carboxylic acid transport. The coding region runs from base 1 to 1557 and encodes 518 amino acids. Gene Ontology annotation, cellular component: plasma membrane. The record is from RefSeq and is a predicted model, not a curated record.
AUGGCGAGCACCAACCGACCAGCAGACCCUCUGGCCAAGGGCACUUUGGCGACGGCCAAGCAGAGCUUGAGAGACCUCUUCACCUGGGACCAGCGCGUCGUGGUCAGAAAUGACUACGGCGAAGAGCACUGCGAAUGGCAGAAGCCUGCACCAUUGAAGAACCCCUUCAGCCUAUUCGCUCAGCUCAAACUGAAAGACUGGCUUUACUUCAUUGUCGGCUUUUUGGCAUGGACCGCCGAUGCUUUCGACUUUCACGCGCUCUCGAUCCAGACGACCAAGCUCGCAGCUUACUACAAGCAAUCCAAUACGAACAUCACCACUGCUAUCACCUUGACAUUACUUCUGCGUUCUGUGGGUGCUGCCUUCUUCGGUCUGGCCGGUGACAAGUUCGGUCGCAAAUGGCCCAUGGUCAUCAACAUGAUGAUCCUGGGACUUCUUCAAGUCGCAACCAUCUACGCUGGUACUUUCCAGCAGUUCCUUGCUGUACGCAGUCUGUUCGGGCUUUUCAUGGGUGGUGUCUACGGAAAUGCCAUCUCCAUGGCGUUGGAGAACUGCCCUGUCGAUGCAAGAGGUCUUAUGAGUGGUAUCCUCCAACAAGGAUACUCUUUCGGCUACGUUCUUGCCGCCUGCGCCAAUUUGGGUGUUGGUGGAGAGACAAACACCUGGAAGAUUGUCUUCUGGAUCGGAGCUGGUUUCUCAAUCGCUGUUGGCUUCCUUCGAAUCCUCUUCCCCGAGUCCCAGCAGUUCAUCGAGGCAAAGAAGGCAGGCCACAAGGCAAAAGCUCCCGGCGCUUUCUGGAUGGAGACCAAGGUGAUGCUUGCUAAGGAGUGGAAGAUGUGUGUCUACUGUAUCUUCUUGAUGACUUGGUUUAACUUCUAUUCGCACACCAGCCAAGACAGCUACACCACAUUCAUGAAGCAGUCGAAACACCUCAGUGCUGCUGGUUCGACCCGCGCCUCUAUCCUGAUGAAGACCGGAGCCUGUGUGGGCGGUACUAUCCUUGGGUACACUUCGCAAUGGUUCGGCCGUCGUCGCACUAUCAUCUGCGCUGCGUUCAUGUCGGCUUUCAUGAUUCCGGCCUGGAUUCUGCCCACCACCGAACGCGGCCUCUCAGCCUCUGGCUUCAUGAUUCAGUUCUUCGUCCAAGGAGCAUGGGGAGUGAUUCCCAUCCAUCUCAACGAGCUGUCGCCACCUGCUUUCCGUUCGUCAUUCGUCGGAAUUACAUAUCAACUCGGAAACAUGAUUUCUUCGCCAUCCGCGCAAAUCGUCAACGCACUGGCUGAAUCGCACCAAAUCAGGACGCACGAUGGCAAGCUUUCUCCAGCUUAUGGUCCAGUUAUGGGCAUUGCUACAGCUAUCAUCGCUAUGGGUAUUGCUUGCACGACUGCAGUGGGUCCUGAGAAGAAGGGUCGUCACUUCGAGACUAGCGCCCCGAUCGGUGCUGGGGAGGUGGCUAAGGACAUCGAACAGGGUAGCAUUCACUCCGAGAAGGAUGGUGUAAGAGCUAUUGAGGUCCACGAGACUGCGCCCAAAUCUAACAACGUCGAGAAGGUUUGA